AUGCAAAACGGUGGACCCGAUGCCACGACAAAGGCUAAGCUUGAGAAGAUGGUUAAGAAAUUGGCAGAAGAUGGGGAGGACGAUAAGUUGGCAGAGGUGAUUAAUGAAGCGAAGAAAACUCCAUUCACCCAAGAUCUAGAGCAAACUUCCUUUCCUCCGAAAUCAAGCCUAGAAGGCGAAUCAAAGAAUUGGUUCUAUACCUCACCCGACGAGUCUAUAAGAAAUUACGGAACCUUAGUGGAAACAUUUCUUGAGAUCUAUAUGCACAAUAGUAUCGCCCGACCAAGGAUAAAUAAGCGAUUCACGCUAGCACGAAGGUUCAGGGAGCUAUUAAGGUCUUUGACAGAUAUAUGGAGAAAAUUGUGCACCGAUAUCGGGAAGGUGCCCGUCGACCAACAGAUCUUUGGGUUCGAAAAUUCUCUAGGGAAAUCUGAUCCCAUAUGGAUAGCCAUGUACACUGAGAAGCCGCAGACAUUAAAAGAGAUGAGAAAGAUGCAGGAACAUUACAUUGCGCUGGAGGAAAUACAAGAAGGAGCACAAGAUAGAGGAGUCCAUGAAGCUAGCACAACAGCCGGGGCGACUCCUCAAGGAGACUCAAAACGAUCAGAAAAGAGGCCAAUGGCACCACAGCAAGGUUCAUGCAAGAAGGAAUGGGUCGAGAAAGGAAAAAGGCCUCGUCAUGAUCCGAGAACUUAUACACCUCUAAACACACCUUUAGAAGAAAUCUUUAAGGAAGUGGAAAACAAGAAUGAUAUCAGGUAUCCGAAGACCAGGGGAAUACAAUUUAACGAGACAAGGAACCAUCCCGAGUUUUUUCAUUAUCAUCAGUACCGUGGAAACUUGACCAACAAUUGUCGGGAGGUGAAAGAUAUUGUUCAACAUAUAAUCAGAGAUGGCUACUUGCGAUACUUUGUUAAACAAACAACACCGAAACCUAACGUACCCGACGCCCCUGUGCAUCAGGUAAGGAUCGACCGGGGCACCCAGUUCGUCUGUAACACUAUCUCGCAAUCGGCCACACAAGGAUUCGACUUGGGGACUGGCAUUACAUCACGAAUUCACAAGAGAGAUCGAACUGGAAAAGAGAUUUUUAGUGUGGAAAAAACCUUACCUACGGAGGCUUGGAUGAUGCAGCCGAUCACUUUUUCUGCUAAAGAUGUCCCGAUGAAUGGCCAAGCACAUGGAGACCCCCUAGUCAUCACUUUACUCAUUGAAAAAUGGGGAGUCAAAAGGAUAUUGGUGGACAGUGGGAGUUCAGUAGAAGUCCUCUUUUAUGACACGUUCAAAAGGAUGGAACUAUCUGAUGACAUAUUAAUUCCUUCAACAUAUCAGAUCUAUGGCUUCAAUGGGACAGUAACCGUACCAAAGGGAGAGGUAACGCUUAAAAUCUUUGAUGAGUAA
This is a messenger RNA of Papaver somniferum (opium poppy), 1401 nucleotides long. RefSeq lists its product as uncharacterized. The coding region runs from base 1 to 1401 and encodes 466 amino acids. The record is from RefSeq and is a predicted model, not a curated record. Lineage: Eukaryota; Viridiplantae; Streptophyta; Magnoliopsida; Ranunculales; Papaveraceae. The transcript is spliced from 2 exons.